Molecule: messenger RNA, 1855 nt
Organism: Haliotis rufescens (red abalone)
Lineage: Eukaryota; Metazoa; Mollusca; Gastropoda; Lepetellida; Haliotidae
Product: putative L-aspartate dehydrogenase
Exons: 8
Coding region: 49-882 (277 amino acids)
Biological process (GO): NAD+ biosynthetic process
Molecular function (GO): L-aspartate dehydrogenase [NAD(P)+] activity; NADP binding
Source: RefSeq, a predicted model, not a curated record
AGUUCCGGCACGUUUGUGCCACCUUCUCGCGAUCUUAAUAAUAGCGCCAUGGUCAGACGUGUUGGAAUAAUCGGUUAUGGUCAUCUAGGGCAAUAUCUGGUGCAACAGAUCAACUCCAGAAGUGAUGUGGAAUUGGCGUUUGUGUGGAACAGAACUGUCUCAGCACUGAAAGAGUCACGGCAGAUCAGACCAGAACAGAUUCUCGAAGAUGUGUCUGAUUUUGAAAAAUACCGUGCAGACUUGGUAGUAGAGGUGGCCCAUCCAAGCAUCACACAACAAUAUGGCCCUGAUAUCCUGCAGAAGGCUGACUACAUGAUAGGUUCUCCCACAGCCCUGGCGGAUGCCGAUCUGGAGGCAGGAUUGCGCAGUGCAGCUACAAACCACGGCCUGUACAUACCUAGUGGUGCAUUCUGGGGAGGCGAUGAUAUCAAGAAGAUGGCCGACCGGGGAACAUUACAGGCCUUAAAAGUCACAAUGACCAAGCACCCAUCCAGCUUCAAACUCAACGGUCACCUGAACGUCAAGAAUGACCAGGUGAAAGAUACAAGGACAGUUCUGUAUGAUGGACCGGUGAGAGAGUUGUGUCCCCUGGCCCCCAACAACGUCAACACCAUGGCAGCAGCGGCGCUAGCGGCUCACAACCUCGGCUUCGACAAAGUACAGGGUAGCAUCGUGGCAGAUCCAGAGCUGAGAGACUGGCACAUCGUGGAGGUGGAGGUGUGGGGUCCGGGGGAUAGGGCAGCAGGGUCCGCCUUCCACUGUAAGACUGUACGGAGUAACCCUGCUACAGCAGGUCAUGUGACUGGCUCGGCGACUUACGCCUCCUUCCUCAGCAGCAUGUUGGCUGCCAAUGGUAAAGGAGCUGGCGUGCACCUAUGUUGAUCUGGUCAACAAGAAUGUCUGUCCAGAAUAAAAUACAAGAUUUGUUUGGGUCUGGUGUGUUGUGUAUGGAAGAUUGCCAUGCACAAGAUGUCAUUACUGCUAUAAUGGCAUCACUGCUAUAUAUUUUUAUGGUUGGGGUGUAAAUAUGAUUUUUUUAUAUUGAUAUUCACAAAUAAUCCUUCUUCAUAACUCUCUGUGGUUGGCAUCUGAGACUUGUUACGGACAUAUUACAUCAAAUGUAUUUAUGCUCUGUUUGAGUUCUUGAAAGGGAUGAGGCCCAAGUCAUUUGGGACACUCACUCAUUUACUCAGUCAAGGCCCUUGUGGGUGUGGCAAGUUACACACCAAUAUUACAAAUACCUCCAAUUUCCGGCAAACUAUAGAACUAUGCACAGUGUGUAUAAUCUAGUCAGAAAAUAAUAGUACUACAAGUAUUACAACUAAAGUGACAAUUGGGAUAUCACCGACAUCGUCUCACAGCUAUCCAUGUUCAGUUGAUGACUAAAAGUGUUGUCAGUACGGGAGAUAACUGUCUCUGAAGAUCUGGGGUGGAAGUAUAGGAGAAACCAUUUCUACGAGGGAUUACCAGCGAUUGUAAACCCUUGACAUGAGGUGACAUACCAAGGAGAAACCCUGACAUGAGGUGACGUACCGAGGGGAAACCCUGACAUGAGGUGACGUACCGAGGGGAAACCCUGACAUGAGGUGACGUACCGAGGGGAAACCCUGACAUGAGGUGACAUACCGAGGGGAAACCCUGACAUGUGGUGACAUACCGAGGGGAAACCCGGACAUGAGGUGACAUACCGAGGGGAAACCCUGACAUGUGCUGACAAAACGAGGGGAAACCCUGACAUGUGCUGACAUACCGAGGGGAAACCCUGACAUGAGGUGACGUACCGAGGGGAAACCCUGACAUGUGGUGACAUACCGAGGGGAAACCCUGACAUGAGGUGACAUACAGAGGGGAAACC